This is a messenger RNA of Glycine soja, 483 nucleotides long. Its product is annotated as eukaryotic peptide chain release factor GTP-binding subunit-like. The record is from RefSeq and is a predicted model, not a curated record. The transcript is spliced from 2 exons. Lineage: Eukaryota; Viridiplantae; Streptophyta; Magnoliopsida; Fabales; Fabaceae. The coding region runs from base 108 to 362 and encodes 84 amino acids.
AAUCCAGAACAAACGUGAAACAACCCUUUAUAAACCCUUUCAACAAGAAUUAACUAACAAUAACAAUAUUCCUUUUUUAACGUAGAAAGAAACUUGGUUCAUUGAAGAUGGGAAACUGUGGUAGCAAUCCCAAGACCAAUGAGGCAGUGCCUGAACCUGUGACCGAGCAGGUUAAGGUUGAGCAGAAUGAGCAGACUAGUGAAGCAAAUGUUCUUGAGACCCCCGAGAACAAGUCUCUGGGCACCUUGCUCAACCAGAAAGUAGAGGAGGAACCAAAGACAGAGGAAGUAAAGGCUGAACCCAAGCCAGAAGAGCCUCAAGAAGAGAAGUCCAAAGCAGAAGAAGCAAAGAGUGAGGCCUAAAGCUAAUAAUAAUAACGUGCAAGCGUUCUACCUGAGAGGGCUUUUAUAUUUAUCUUAAUAUACAUUUGUUGCUUUUCUGUUCAAUGGUACGACAGAAUUUAACUAGUUCUGUUAUCCAAAU